AUCAGAUGGAUCCAGUUCCAAAGGGAUCCAGUGGGAUUGGAACUGGAUGAUCUCUAAGGUCCCUUCCAACCCAAACCAUUCCAGGAGUCUAUGAUGUCUGUGUCUUAUAUGAGGCAAAUUAAAUAUGUAGAGGGGAAGAACAAAAAAAAAACAAACAAAAACCAAAACAAAUUUAAAAAGCACUUGAUAAACUUAAUCCUAUGUGUUUAUCAGAGAAAAUGCUCUUCUGAUAAAGAAUUAAUUUUUAAGAAUUAAAAAAACUGAUUAAUCACUUUGUCUUUAACUUUCCACAUUUCCAGGCUCUGCACUGUACAUUUCCCAGUAGAUGGGCAAGGAAAUCUCCAGCAGCAUGAAGGAAUUCAUCCUCCUGAGCCUCUCAGAGAACCAAGGGCUGCAGAAAAUAUAUUUUGUGGUGUUCCUGGUUUUCUACAUGCUCACGGUGGCAGGAAAUCUUAUAGUUCUCAUUGUGACGAGCAGCCAGCACCUGAACUCCCCCAUGUACUUCUUCCUCUCCCACCUGUCCCUUGUAGAUAUUUGUUACUCCUCCGUCACAGCUCCCCAAAUGAUUUCUGGCUUCCUGGUGGAAAAUAACACCAUCUCCUUCGCAGGUUGCAUAGGGCAGCUCUUUGGGGUUCAUUUUUUUGGCUGCACGGAGAUUUUCAUCCUGACAGCCAUGGCUUACGAUCGCUGCGUGGCCAUCUGCCGGCCCCUGCACUACCCCGCGCUCAUGUCCCGCCGCCUGUGCGGCCGCAUGGUGGGGGUCUCCUGGGCUGGGGGCUUCCUGCAUUCCACCCUCCAGACCCUUCCCAUCGCCCUGCUCCCUUUCUGUGGCCCCAACAAAGUGGCCCACUACUUCUGUGAUGUCCACCCCCUGCUCCACCUGGCCUGCGCCGACACGCGCGCCGAGGGCCUGGCCGCGGUGGCCAACAGUGGAGUCAUAUCCCUGAGCUGCUUCCUCAUCCUGGUCACGUCCUACGUGGUCAUCCUGGUUUCCCUGAGGGGGCAAACGCUGGUGGGGUGGCACAAGGCCCUGUCCACGUGCGGGUCCCACAUCACUGUGGUGAUCCUGUUCUUUGGGCCCACCACGUUUGUUUACAUCCGCCCGUCUGGUGACCUGUCCGAGGACAGGAGCGUGGCCGUGUUCUACACGCUCAUCACACCCAUGCUCAACCCCCUCAUCUACACCCUCCAGAAUGGGGAGGUGAAGGGAGCCAUGAGGAAACUGUGCAGGAGGAAAGUGGGAAGUGGAAAUGGGAAGGGGUAG
Messenger RNA from Cinclus cinclus, 1264 nucleotides. Its product is annotated as olfactory receptor 4S2-like. Lineage: Eukaryota; Metazoa; Chordata; Aves; Passeriformes; Cinclidae. Gene Ontology annotation, biological process: G protein-coupled receptor signaling pathway. Gene Ontology annotation, cellular component: membrane. Bases 326 to 1264 code for a protein of 312 amino acids. The record is from RefSeq and is a predicted model, not a curated record. The transcript has a single exon. Gene Ontology annotation, molecular function: G protein-coupled receptor activity; olfactory receptor activity.